AUGGCCGAGCUCAAAGCGCUGGGCGGCGAGUCCUACCUGGCCCUGGCGCAGAGUUACCCCCAGACGGCUUUCGCCUUCGGCGCCGUGCGGGGCGCGGGCGAAGCGGGGCGCGGCUACCCCGGGGGCGCGGGCGGGCUGGCCUUCCCGGCGGCGCAGCUGGGCAAGGCGGCGGAGAGCAGCGGCGAGCAGAGCGGCGACGAGGACGAGGCUUUCGAGGGCUCCAAGGCCGGCAGCCCGGCCUUCGAGCGCGGCGGCGGCGGCGAGGCCAAGCUGAAGGCGGGCGUCGGGGGCGCCCUCGGGGCCAAGAAGCCCAAGGAGCAGCGCUCGCUGCGGCUCAGCAUCAACGCCCGCGAGCGGCGGCGGAUGCACGACCUGAACGACGCGCUGGACGGCCUGCGCUCCGUCAUCCCUUACGCGCACAGCCCGUCGGUGCGCAAGCUCUCCAAGAUCGCCACGCUGCUCCUGGCCAAGAACUACAUCCUGAUGCAGGCGCAGGCCUUGGAGGAGAUGCGGCGCCUGGUGGCCUACCUCAACCAGGGCCAGACGCUCGGCGCCUCCAUCCCGCCUGCCUUGGCCCCCUUCGGACAAUCGGCCGCCGUCUACCCAUUCACGGGCGCCGCCUUGCCGAACUGCCCCGAGAAAUGUACUGCCUUCGCCGGGGCAACCUCGGGCCUUUGCAAACACUGCAGCGAAAAGCCCUGA
This is a messenger RNA of Protobothrops mucrosquamatus (brown spotted pit viper), 702 nucleotides long. It is a transcript of the gene BHLHE23, whose product is annotated as basic helix-loop-helix family member e23. Gene Ontology annotation, molecular function: protein dimerization activity. The record is from RefSeq and is a predicted model, not a curated record. The transcript has a single exon. The coding region runs from base 1 to 702 and encodes 233 amino acids. NCBI's taxonomy places the organism in Eukaryota, Metazoa, Chordata, Lepidosauria, Squamata, Viperidae.